CAUCACUCCUCGCUUCAUAUACUUGAUUCUCGUUUCUUCUUCCUCAAACUCUUUCGUCUUUUGAUAAUUGAUAUGCAAACUCUGGAGGAAUUUGUGGGUUCUAAUGAUCAGACCCUGAUCACCAAAGGCAAGCGCACCAAGCGCCAAAGGUCAGUCUCUCCGUUUGGCCUUGCUAACAGGACUUCCAGCUCGUCCAGCGGUUGUGAUGGCCGAGAAAGAGCAAGUGCCGAGGAUUACAAUUCAAUUUCUUCUCCUACAACUUCCGCAGGUGAGAUUUAUGAGAGCACUACUGAAGAAGAUGAGGACCUGGCUAAUUGUUUAAUUAUGUUGGCCCGAGGCCAUGGAGCUCAGCGGAUUAAAGAAAAUCGUGUUACCAAUAUGCAGGGGAGGCUCAGUUCUCGGAAAUUCUCAGAAUUAGCCACCGCCGAGACUAACAAGGGGGCGGUUGGUUUUUAUGUAUACGAGUGCAAAACCUGCAACCGCUCCUUCCCGUCGUUCCAGGCACUGGGAGGCCACAGGGCCAGCCAUAAGAAGCCAAAGACGACGGUGGAGGAGAAGAAAUCCCCAGUUUCGCCGCCACCGCAGAAGGAUGAUUCCGAAGAAGGGAGAUUCAACAGGAACAGUCCUUUUCUCGCACUGCAAGUUAACGACAACAAUAAGGCUAAAAUCCAUGGGUGUUCGAUUUGUGGGUCGGAAUUCGCGUCCGGUCAAGCCCUCGGCGGUCACAUGAGACGGCACCGGGCUGCUGCUGCUGCCUCCGCCGCCGCCGCAGCAGCCAAUCAAUCGACUCCGAGUACCGAUACAAGCACCACAGUUGACUCCAACAACGGCACCGACGACGUCAAACCCAGAAAUAUUCUACAGUUGGAUCUCAACCUGCCGGCACCGGAGGAAGAUCUCCGGGAUACUAAGUUCCAGUUUGGGUCAUCCCAACAAACUCUGGUCUUCUCCACACCGGCUCUGGUAGAUUGUCAUUACUGAAAAACCAAAACCAUAGAAAAACACAGCGGUAGUUGUCAAAUUGUCAAUGUUAAUUAUAUAAAUUCCAUAAUGUUCAUCACAAAUAUAAAUUCUUUGAAUUAAUUUCCUUUUUCUUA
Messenger RNA from Rubroshorea leprosula, 1097 nucleotides. The record is from the annotation of a GenBank genome assembly. NCBI's taxonomy places the organism in Eukaryota, Viridiplantae, Streptophyta, Magnoliopsida, Malvales, Dipterocarpaceae.